AACCAUCAGUACGCAGCCAACAUUUGAUAGGUUUGUCAACUUUAGCGUAGUGUGUGUGCAAGCGGAGAUAGAAUAGCGUAUCAUCAAAACAAACCAAAACCACAAGAAGUGCAGAUAAGAUUUCUAAGCACGAUCAUCUUGGCCGAUGUUAUUAGGCCAUACGUUAUCAAUUUGAAACCGCAUAAAACCAUAAAGCGACAUAAACCAAAUCACCACUAAUCAGAUCAUAGAUGUGUGUUCUGCGAAUGGUACGAUGAUCCCGUGGAAUGAUAAGCUGGGUCUGUUUGUUAUCUGACCAACAGAGAGAAAACAGUGAAUCCCAAAUCCAAAUCAGUGUUUACAGCGCUAAAACUGACCAAUAGCAUUCUUUAGAUAGGAGGGGAUUAUGGAAGCGUCACAACCAUAAGGAAACAGAGCUGCAGCUUCGUGCGUUUGUCCUUGGGACGGUUGCAGUUUUUGUUUUAUAAAGAGAGCAUAUCAUCGUGCGAAAAUGGUUAUCGCACUCAGUUACCAGCACUCGUUUGCCAUCGAAGGAUCUUUAGUUUGCGUUUGCAGCGCGCUAGAAGGUCACCCGAUUUGUGACGAUCGCUACUUGUGAUCGCCUCACCGUAGUGUUUCAUUCCGUUCGAUUCCAGUUGAGCAUUGGCAGAGAUCGAAGACGUUUGUGCCGAAAAAUAGUGCGUGCAUAUUUGCUAGUAAAUUGUCAUCAAUUAAAGUGAUCUUGACCUGUGCUGUGAUACGAUUCUGCUCUUUGUUCCGUUUGUGUCAGAAUCCGUUAAAGUAGAACCAUGUCAAUGAGCUCCGUAACCGUGUCGGAAACGGAUAAGAAACUGACCCAGUUUCGGAACUGUCGCGUACUACGCAAUCAUGGGCUAGUACAGGACGAUGUUUGGGUGCGCGGUGGUAAGAUCAUCGAUCCAGAGAAAGUGUUCUUCGAUGAAAAGUUACAGGCGGAUGUACAGAUCGAUUGUCAUGGUUGUAUCGUUGCACCAGGCUUUAUCGAUCUACAAAUCAAUGGUGGAUACGGUGUUGACUUUUCUUUUGAUGUUGAAACCGUCGAGGAAGGAGUACGAAAGGUAGCCAAAGGACUAUUAGCUCACGGUGUUACAUCGUUUUGUCCGACACUGGUCACAUCGCCAUCAGAAACCUACCACACUGUGUUGCCCCGCAUUCCCAGAACGGCAGGCGGACGACAUGGUGCUACCGUGCUGGGCUGCCACGUGGAGGGACCGUUUAUUAACACUAACAAAAAGGGAGCUCAUCCACCGGAGUGUAUCAAAGAGUUUGAUCAGGGUAUCGCGACGGUGCGCGAGGUUUACGGUUCGAUGGAUAACGUGCAGAUAAUAACGCUCGCACCGGAGAAGGUCGGAGCUACGGAAGUCAUACAGGACCUAAGCAACAAUGGAAUCACGGUUUCGGUGGGCCACUCGAUGGCAAAUCUAAGCGAUGGUGAGAUUGCGGUACAACACGGUGCAAGGCUCAUCACGCACCUGUUCAACGCAAUGCUUCCGUUCCAUCAUCGUGAUCCGGGGUUGGUUGGAUUGCUGACAACCGAUAACAUUCCGCACGAUGCGCUCGUGUACUUUGGUAUCAUUUCGGAUGGUGUCCAUACGCAUCCGGCUGCUUUGCGUAUCGCAUACAAAACGCAUCCGACCGGUUUGAUCCUGGUGACGGAUGCUAUAUCGGCUAUGGGGCUGGCCGAAGGACGCCAUCGCAUCGGACAGAUGGAGAUAGAAAUUCGUGCCGGGCGAGCGUACGUCGCCGGGACAAACACGCUGUGUGGUAGCAUUGCCCCGAUGGAUGAGUGUAUUCGAUUCUUCAAAAAGGCCUCCAAUUGCUCUAUUGAAUACGCGUUGGAGGCUGCUUCCCUUCAUCCGGCCCGUUGUAUAGGGAUAGAGAAGCGCAAAGGAACAUUGGACUUCGGUGCGGAUGCCGAUUUUGUGCUGCUGGACGAUCAAUUGCAUGUGCAAUCUACAUGGAUUGCGGGAGAGUGUGUCUAUCGAGGCAAAGAGAUUGUCUCAAACGCUUUGUAAAAGCGUUCCGGCGUGCCAAUCGUCAUUUAAAUAUGAGGACAAUUUGAUAAAUAAAUUGAAUAAA
Anopheles moucheti is the source of this 2097-nucleotide messenger RNA. RefSeq names its product N-acetylglucosamine-6-phosphate deacetylase. Gene Ontology annotation, biological process: N-acetylglucosamine catabolic process. Gene Ontology annotation, molecular function: N-acetylglucosamine-6-phosphate deacetylase activity. The record is from RefSeq and is a predicted model, not a curated record. The transcript has 5 exons. Bases 789 to 2033 code for a protein of 414 amino acids. NCBI's taxonomy places the organism in Eukaryota, Metazoa, Arthropoda, Insecta, Diptera, Culicidae.